Molecule: messenger RNA, 1263 nt
Organism: Phyllopteryx taeniolatus (common seadragon)
Lineage: Eukaryota; Metazoa; Chordata; Actinopteri; Syngnathiformes; Syngnathidae
Gene: hoxb6b
Product: homeobox B6b
Exons: 2
Coding region: 156-872 (238 amino acids)
Biological process (GO): regulation of transcription by RNA polymerase II; anterior/posterior pattern specification
Cellular component (GO): nucleus
Molecular function (GO): RNA polymerase II cis-regulatory region sequence-specific DNA binding; DNA-binding transcription factor activity, RNA polymerase II-specific
Source: RefSeq, a predicted model, not a curated record
CCCCUCUGUGUUCAGUGGCACCUCGCAACCCCCCCACCCCACCCCCUCCUUCCUCGCAGCAAAAGGCAAAUCUCCGAUAAAGUAAUGGCAAAAGCACUUGGACUAUAAAAGACAACAAAUCAUUUUCCUCCGGAGUGCGCCCCGUUGUCCACCCAAUGAGUUCCUAUUUUGUCAACUCAACUUUCCCCGUGUCUCUGCCGGGAGGACAGGACUCUCUCCUGGGCCAGAUCCCCCUCUACGCGUCGGGAUACAGCGACCCGCUGAGGCACUACUCCGGCGCGGCCACCUAUGGAGGCGCCGCCGCCGUGCAGGACAAGGUCUACCCGGCCUCCUACUACCAGCAGACCGCCAUCUACGGCCGGGCCGCCGGCGGGGCUCCGUGCGACUUCAACGCGGCGGGGGGCUUCUAUAAGGACGCCGAGGGGUCGUGCGCCUUCUCCGGCCGCGACGAAGCGCCGCCGCCUCCGCCGCCGCCGCUCUUCGGCGCGCAGGAGCACGCGCAGCGCAAAGGCGAGUGCGUGGGGGAGCAGAGCGCGGGCAUGAGCGUGGACGACAAGUCCUCCGCGCUCAUCUACCCCUGGAUGCAGAGGAUGAACGCCUGCUCGGUCGGCCCGUUCGGCACCAGCGGUCGCAGGGGCCGCCAGACGUACACCCGCUACCAGACGCUGGAGCUGGAGAAGGAGUUCCACUUCAACCGCUACCUGACGCGCAGGCGCCGGAUAGAGAUCUCGCACGCGCUGUGCCUGACCGAGAGACAGAUCAAAAUCUGGUUCCAGAACCGCAGGAUGAAGUGGAAGAAGGAGAACAAGCUGCUCAACCCGCCAAAGACGCCCGAGGAGGAGGAGGAGGAGCAGGCGGAGAAGAAGAGUUAGACAAAAAAAAAAAGAAAAAAAUCAUAAUAAUAAGGACACUCCAUGUGUACAAAAUAUGUUGUAGAUAUUAUUCAUGUGUCGCGUGCUAUAUACUCUACGUAGAGUAUAUAGUUGCUUUUAGACCUCUCUGUGCUCCGUCUUGAUUUAGAGACUAUGCAAACAUGUACAGACUUUGUAGUGCUUUUUUGGGACCAUGUCGUCCGUCUUGUUGUAGGCCUCUCGAGUCUUGUUCGUGCACGUGUUGUUGUGCUUGUUCUUGUUCUCGUUCUUCUUCCGUGUACAUACAACGUCAGCAUUACUGUUGUUAUUAUUAUGAGGAGGAUGUUUGAUGAUGAUAUUAUUUAUUGCUGUAACGUGUUCGAUGCAAUUAUUUUGUUCAGGAGAAAAAUUG